AUUUUGCUAAAGCAAUUUUUAAAAAAUGCCAAGCUUUAAUAACAUUUUUUAAAAAUUCUUAUCAUGCUGGUGCUGCUCUUCAAGAAGAUAUUAUUAAUUCUUUUAUAAAAGGUGGAGGAUUAAAAACUUCAGUUCUUGAAAAUCAAUCAGAAAUUUUUCAAGAUGCUUUAAAUAUUAAAAAUAUUCUUCGUAAUUAUCAAUUUUGGCAAAAUGUAGAGCAAUUAGAAACAAUUCUUGCACCUUCUAAAAGAGCAAUUCAAGCAGUUGAAACUAAAUCAAGCAAUAUAGCAUUAUGUUUUUUAGAAUUAGUUAAAAUGGCAAUUGCAAUUAAAAAAAUUUCUAAUAUUACAGAUUCUAAUUUUAAAACACAAU
Molecule: messenger RNA, 372 nt
Organism: Racocetra fulgida
Lineage: Eukaryota; Fungi; Glomeromycota; Glomeromycetes; Diversisporales; Gigasporaceae
Source: the annotation of a GenBank genome assembly